Aspergillus heteromorphus CBS 117.55 is the source of this 1360-nucleotide messenger RNA. Its product is annotated as DNA-directed RNA polymerase core subunit RPC40. Bases 54 to 1178 code for a protein of 374 amino acids. Gene Ontology annotation, biological process: DNA-templated transcription. Gene Ontology annotation, cellular component: RNA polymerase I complex; RNA polymerase III complex. The record is from RefSeq and is a predicted model, not a curated record. Lineage: Eukaryota; Fungi; Ascomycota; Eurotiomycetes; Eurotiales; Aspergillaceae. The transcript is spliced from 3 exons. Gene Ontology annotation, molecular function: protein dimerization activity; DNA binding.
CCAUUCCCACCUUGUCCGUUGCCCUCCUCCCCUCCCCCAACUCCUGGUCCAUCAUGGCGCCCCUCAUCGUUUCGCAGGAGGAGCUCGAUCGCAGAAGGAUCGUCGACAUCAACUUCGAGACCGUCGCCAACAUUCCCUCCACAGAUUUCCCCGGUCACUGGCCUGGAGAGUCGCACGAAUGGUCCCUGGAGAAGUUCCAAAAUGACUUCAAGAUCGAAUUCCACCGGAACGAGCGAUUCGAAUCCUCCUUCUCUCUCAUCGGUGUCGAUGCCUCGAUAGCCAAUGCCUUCCGUCGUAUCCUCAUGGCGGAGGUCCCCAGCGUGGCCAUUGAAUACGUUUUCGUGCACAACAACACCUCCGUCAUCCAGGACGAAGUGCUCGCGCAGCGUCUGGGUCUGAUCCCGUUCAAGGGCUCGGUGGAGGGCAUCAAUUGGAUGCGCUGGUUCAAGAAGCCCACGGAAGACGAUCCCGAGAGCGGCAGCAGCCCCGCCGACUACAACACCAUCGUCCUGCGCCUGGACGUCGAAUGCACCAAGAACCCCAACGCCGAUCCCAAGGAAGACGACCCCCGCAAGAUCUACAACAACGCCCACGUCUACGCCAAGGAUAUCACCUUCCACCCCGUCGGUCGUCAGGAGCAGUUCUUCUUCGGGGACGAUACCUUCCAGCCCGUCAACCCCGAUAUCCUGGUCGCCAAGCUUCGUCCCGGUCAGAAGAUCGACAUGGAACUUCACUGCAUCAAGGGAAUCGGUGCCGACCACGCCAAGUUCUCGCCCGUCGCCACGGCCUCCUACCGUCUGAUGCCCGAUAUCAAGAUCCUCCGCCCCAUCCUCGGAGACGACGCCAAGAAGUUCGCCAAGUGCUUCCCCAAGGGUGUCAUCGGCCUUGAGCCGGUCUCUCGCGAGGAGGCGUCACAGAAGGGAAGCGGAUACGAGGGCCACGAAGGCGAAUCCAAGGCUGUCGUUGUCGAUGCCUUCAACGACACCGUCAGCAGGGAAUGCCUCCGACACGAGGAGUUCCAGGGCAAGGUCAAGCUCGGUCGCCUGCGCGACCACUUCAUCUUCAACGUGGAGAGCGUUGGCCAGUUCGAGAGCGACACGCUCUUCCUGGAAAGUGUGAAGGUGCUGAAGCUCAAAUGCGCCAGAUGGAAGAGGGGCUUGACGGACCUGAUGCGCUAAGUGCCUCGUCCGUAAAAAAAUGAUUCAAAGCUAUAUAAUGCAUUGGCCAGGCGUUGGAUUGUGCUUGUCUUGUUGUUGAUUUUGUACAUUUACGAAAAAGUCGGUGACAACCUUCUUUACAAUUGCUGGGAGUCUGGACUGGGAUCCUUGAGGGAUAGAAAAAGCAGAUUUGACUUCCUAGG